UGUUUCAGAGCUAGGGUUAAUGCGCGAAAGAGUUCAAAUCUUAGAGGUAAAGCUUGAGACAUCUUAUGGAUUUUGACCUGCUUUUCCAACGGCUCUAUAUUUCUUCCCGGCACCUAUUUAGAGUAAAUAUUCCUGCUGUUUUUUUUUUUUUUGCAAUUCAGACACCAAAAAAGACAGUGCUCCUUUAAAAAGUAUGUCUCCCCCUCCCCUUGACGACCGAAAAAGGUGUGGUUUGGCGUUAGUGCCAGGCAGGUGUAUUUGACAGGCAAAGAGGAGCAUCAGAUAACACCUGAGACCUGGGCUGUAGAUACCGCAUAGAGAUAAAACCUCUCUCGUUACCAAAACUCGAAAACAAAAUUGUUUCACUAGUGGCCACAGUGCAGGCUCCUCGGGGAAAGCGACCAUGAACUGGGGAUUCCUGGAAAACGUGCUGAGUGGAGUGAACAAGUACUCCACGGCCAUAGGCAGGAUCUGGCUCUCCAUCGUCUUCGUCUUCCGGAUACUGAUUUACGUGGCGGCCGCGGAGCAGGUCUGGAAGGACGAGCAGAAGGAUUUUGUGUGCAACGUCAACCAGCCCGGCUGCGAAAACGUGUGCUACGAUUACUUCUUCCCCAUCUCCCAGGCCCGGCUGUGGGCCCUGCAGCUCAUCAUGGUCUCCACCCCGUCCCUCCUGGUGGCCCUGCACGUGGCCUACCGGGAGCACCGAGAAAGAAAGUGCAAGAAGAAGCUCUACAUGGACAAGGGAAAGAUCGACGGUGGCCUGUGGUGCACCUACCUCAUCAGCCUCAUUUUUAAGACCGCCUUUGAGGUGGGCUCGCUGCUGGCCUUCUACUUCCUGUACAGUGGCUUUGACGUUCCCAAGCUCCUCCAGUGCGAUCAGACCCCUUGCCCCAACACGGUGGACUGCUUCAUCUCCAAAGCCACCGAGAAGAAGAUCUUCCUCUACAUCAUGGGCUGCGCCUCGGUCCUGUGCAUCGUCCUCAACGUGUGCGAGAUGUUGUACAUCAUCUCCAAGCAGUGCUGGAAAUGCUUUUCCAAGAGCUGUGUCCCGCUGGAGGAGAAGGUCCACUGCCAGUGCCAGCAGCACCCAGGAGCCAACGGCUCUACAGCCGCAGAGCCCCUCGCACAGAGCCCAGACUCGAACAGCUGAACAACCCGAGGUUAAAAAAACGUCUUGACGCACGAGGUGUUACCAGCGAUUGUUUUGUGUGUGCCCAACUGACAGGCUAAAGCAGGAAUUCAGGGGAAGGGCUGUGGCGUCUCCUUAGGCCAGACAACACGAAGCUGUCAAGAACCCAUCAUGACGAACGGGAGGCACAGAGGACCUGCCUGCCCUCAUCUGUUCACUCGUGAAAUUUCUGUCUUUACGUCCUGCUCAAAUUCGAGCAACACACUCUGCCGCUCUGCAACUUCCUUAAUCAGCACAAUGUUGCAGUACUCAUAAAAAAUGACUUUCGUGGCUUUUGAAAGCAGUUCCUCUGGAAUAUCGUGAUCCUAUUCUGCUGUUGUCAUUAGAGGAGUUCAGCGGAGUGGAAACAAACUACAGCGAAUCUGAACAGCAAACAGGAAGAGAAUGGCCAACAGCUACAGUGGUGCCACUGCAUAAUUCAGCCUCAAUAAAAACGAGAUGAUACAUAAGAUUGUACCGGGUGAUACAUUUUCUAAUACGAUUUAUUAAUGUUGGUUUUCGGUAAGGUUACGUGUCAAAUCGAUCAUUAGAAAUGUUAACACAUAAUUUAAGUUAUACCUGACAAAGGAUAAAACCUUGUUAAUUGCAGAAAACCUUAAAGACCAUUCAUGAUACAGAUUUCUUAUGCUUUUAAUUACAUUAAAACCCUACUAGUAAUAUUCUUUAUAAGAAAUCAGCAGAAUUAUGUCCAAUCUAAAAUAUGUCAAAUGAAUAGAGUGAUUUUUUUCCCCCUUAGAUUUCUAACAUAGGCUGACAAGUUCAACUUGUUACGCCCUCAAGAUCCAGCAUUUACAUGACUUGAUUUCUUGAUGUUAAACUGGAUAUAUCCUUUCUGCUGGACGUUUCUUUAUGUGAAUGAGUGCCAUUGUAAACAUAAGCUGCAAGAGUGGGCUGGAGGCUAAAAGAGACCAUCCUAAUCACCAAGUAGGACUCUUCCCGUGCUCCAACCCUUUGUCCCUCACCCCUUUUGAGAAAUCAUCUUAAGAAACUAAACUGCAUGGCUCUUCCCGAAUCUGCCUUAUUUAACUUUUGUAUUUAAUUGGAUCUUCUUCACCCUUCAAAAUGUUCCAGCUUUGAGACCAGCCUUGAAUUCAGCCAGCUGUAAAUCACCAUGAGGAUGAUUAAGAAAGGGGUAUGGCAGAGCCGAUGGACUGGUGGCUGGGCUAUCCUGCUUUGCGCCAGUCACUUGCCAGAACAGGCUCCGUCUCCCCCGGGACUCUGAAUUGGAUAAAGCUGUUAGAAGAUGGAAUAUGAAAGACCAUUCAUUCAGAAAACAUGAAGAUCUUUACCUGUAAAAUUGAGCAUGAGGCUGUAUUUAUCAUACAACUUAUUAAACAGCUGCAAAUAACA
Molecule: messenger RNA, 2539 nt
Organism: Lepisosteus oculatus (spotted gar)
Lineage: Eukaryota; Metazoa; Chordata; Actinopteri; Semionotiformes; Lepisosteidae
Gene: gjb7
Product: gap junction protein beta 7
Biological process (GO): cell-cell signaling
Cellular component (GO): connexin complex
Molecular function (GO): gap junction channel activity
Source: RefSeq, a predicted model, not a curated record